UCUUAAAUACCUUCCAAUUUGCAGUAAGAAAAACAUUCAUGUCAAUGGAAGAUAUUGAAAUUCCUCAGUACUUCAUCUGUCCUAUUUCUCUCCAGAUCAUGAAAGACCCGGUGACCGCGAUAACCGGCAUAACCUACGACCGGGAGAGCAUCGAGCACUGGGUAUUCCAAGCCAACAACACCACUUGUCCGGUCACCAAACAGCCCCUGACCCCGACGUACUCCGACCUCACCCCGAACCACACCCUCCGCCGCCUGAUCCAAUCAUGGUGCACCCAAAACGCCGUCGACCGCAUCCCCACCCCGAAGCCGCCUCUUGACAAGCCCCGCGUCGUCGGCCUCCUUAACGACCUCCGGUGUCCGAAGCUGCAGAUGAAGACACUGAGAAAGCUGGAGUUUUUCGCGGUGGAGCACGAGAGGAACUGGAAAUGUAUGGUCGAGGCGGGCGUUGGCAGGGCCAUGGCGUCGUAUAUCGUGAGCUGCUACGAGAGGAAAGAGACGGCGGGGAUCGAAGAAGCGCUGAGCGUUUUCAAUUUGGUUCGGAGCACGUCUUCGGAAGUGAGGGUGCUGGUUAGUGCGAACGAUGAUCGGAUUAUCGAGGCGUUGGUGUGGGUUUUAGGGUUGGAUGUUGAUAAUUGCGUGACCUUCAAAAGCCAUGCGGUUAUGGUGCUGAAAACCAUAAUUGGAAAGGCGAGUUCAAGUGUUGUUGAGAGGCUCAAGCCCGGGUUCUUCGAUAGGAUUGUUGGUGUUUUAAAACAAGGGAUCACUCAACAAGGGAAAAAUGCAGCCUUGCAAAUCAUGCUAGACACUUCUCCAUGGGGAAGAAACAAGAUAAUGCUGGUCGAAUCCGGGGCAGUUUUCGAGCUCAUCGAGCUGGAGUUAAGUUUUCCAGAAAGGAGAACAAGUGAAUUAGUUCUUGGAAUUCUAUUCCACUUGUGUUCUUGUGCUGACGGGAGGGAGAAACUCACGAGCCACGCGGCUGGAAUCGCGGUGGUCACGAAGCGGCUUCUGAAUGUUUCUCCGACGGCCGACGACAGAGCCAUGUUGAUUCUCUCGCUGAUAUGUAGAUUUUCCGGGUCGUAUUCAGUUUUUCAGGAGAUGUUGAAGGUUGGGACAUUUUCAAAGUUGUGUUUAGUUCUUCAAGGUGAUUGUGCCUGUUACCUGAAAGACAAGGCCAAGGAAAUCCUUAGGGCACACUGUGAUGUAUUGAAGGAUUCUCGUUGCAUUGAUAUUACAGCUCUAUAACCCUGAGGGAUGGUGCAGUUGCAUUGAUGUUACAACUCUA
Molecule: messenger RNA, 1284 nt
Organism: Rhododendron vialii
Lineage: Eukaryota; Viridiplantae; Streptophyta; Magnoliopsida; Ericales; Ericaceae
Product: E3 ubiquitin-protein ligase PUB24-like
Exons: 2
Coding region: 39-1244 (401 amino acids)
Biological process (GO): protein ubiquitination
Molecular function (GO): ubiquitin protein ligase activity
Source: RefSeq, a predicted model, not a curated record